GAGACCCCGUGGCGCGUUGUUAUGAUCUAUCAUGGCGGAAUGUAGUGUUGUGGCUGCUUGUGGUUGCCUAUGUCAAUUUUGAAGUGAUACAAGCUCAGGGGGAAACGGGGUAGGAACGGCGGGAUGCGAGCCGACGACGACUACGUCACGGGUAUUCGCGCGAGAUAAAUCGUGUUCCUAUGAGCAGCCGCAUCGCGGAAGUAGCCUCCAUUUCUCGGACUCUCUACGUUCGUCGUCGCCGCCGCCGCGGGAAGAAUCGUACACAGCAACCAGAAUCGUGCACGUCGACUAUCAUCGGAGCACCGUCCUUUCGGAUAGAGUCGCGAGUAAGUCCACGAGGAGCCGUUCGAGAAGCGUCUCGUAUCGUACGCCGGUGCGUCCUCGAGUACGUCGCGAUCGCGACACGUGAGAGUGCGAGCGAGUAUACGUCGUCGCGCGGACGUUUCCCGCGCGCACUCGUCCCUCUCGGGGAAUUUUCUCUUAGCGGGCGCACCAGGAGCAUCGGGGAGCGGGCCAGGUUGCGUCCGGAGAAUUGUACGUCUCUCGUGCACGCUCCUCCACGUCGCGGUAGAUCCAUUCGACGAGCUGGAAAGGCUGGGGAAGUGCGGAACGACCAUUGCUCAUCGUCCUAUACUCCAAGUCUGAAAAAAAAACUAAUUAACGCAUUUCCUCGACCGAUCGGAGCCCCGGACUGGUGUAUGAAAUCUUGCCGGUUCUCCUUAUCCGUCACGCCAGAUUCCUGGACUGGAACUUCCUAGUCUCGCAUAGCGUACGCGUGUCUUUCGACAAAGGCAUUCAUAUACUGCUACCAAGUACAUUUUGUUUAUACCGUACUAUACAAUAUGAUGCAAUAACAAGAAACCUUGAUGGGAUGUACAAGGGCAUGUGGAAAUUUGACAUAUCUCGGUUUUUGUCAGUUCAUUGAUACCUUAUAAUAUCUGAAGAUUUUUUCCAUAGAGCGAUAAUUGUCUGCGAUAGCCAAACAUUGAGCUAAUUAUUUGGAAAGGCAUGCGGAAUAGUUGGUGAUAUUAAGGGAGAGAGUGCACUAAUUAGUUUUACAAUAUGACGGAUACACGUAGGAGAGUGAAAUUGUAUGCUCUUAACGCAGAUAGACAGUGGGAUGAUCGCGGUACAGGUCAUGUUUCCUCCUCCUAUGUAGAUAGAUUAAAGGGGAUUUCUCUUUUGGUUAGAGCGGAAAGCGAUGGCUCUGUCUUGCUGGAGAGUAGAAUACAACCUGAUACAGCAUAUCAGAAACAACAGGACACGUUAAUAGUAUGGUCUGAAGGAGAUAAUUUCGACUUAGCCCUAAGUUUUCAAGAAAAGGCUGGCUGUGACGAAAUAUGGGAAAAGAUAUGUCAAGUUCAGGGCAAGGAUCCAUCUGUAGAAAUUACACAAGACAUUGUAGAAGAAUCCGAAGAUGAACGGUUUGAUGAUAUGUCAGAUGCAGCACCACCUAUUGAAUUACCUCCGUGUGAACUUAGUCGAUUGGAAGAUAUUAAUGAGCUCAUAGAAAAUUGUUUAACAUCUCCGAUGAGAAAAGAAAAAUUAGCAGUGGCAUUAGAAUCUGAAGGUUAUAUUAAGAAAUUGCUAAAUCUUUUUCGUACUUGCGAAGAUUUGGAGAACAUUGAGGGAUUGCAUCAUCUUUAUGAUAUAUUCAAAAAUAUUUUCCUACUCAAUAAGAAUGCAUUGUUUGAAGUUAUGUUCAGCGAUGAUACGAUUUUUGAUGUUGUUGGAUGUUUGGAAUACGAGCCAACGUUAUCUCAGCCAAAGAGGCAUAGAGAAUACCUGCGACAGUUAGCCAGAUUUAAACAAGCAAUUCCUAUUACAAAUACCGAACUGUUAGCUAAGAUCCAUCAAACGUACAGAGUUCAAUACAUUCAAGAUGUAGUGCUGCCAACCCCGAGUGUAUUCGAAGAUAACAUGUUGAGUACGUUGAGUAGUUUUAUAUUCUUCAAUAAAGUUGAAAUAGUGACUUUGAUACAGGAUGAUGAGAAAUUUCUUACUGAACUUUUUCGUCAGUUAACGGACGAAGCGACUUUAGAUAGCAAGAGACGCGAUUUGGUUCUUUUUUUAAAAGAAUUUUGCAAUUUUUCGCAAAAUCUUCAGCCACAAGGAAAAGAAACGUUUUAUAAAACAUUAACAGCACUUGGUAUACUUCCCGCUUUAGAAAUCACUUUGGCGAUGAAUGAUGCGCAGACAAAAACGGCCAGUAUAGAUAUAUUGACUUAUAUCGUGGAAUAUUCUCCAAGUGUUGUACGAGAUUAUACAUUACAACAGAUAAGUAACAUAGAACAGGACCAAAUGUUAGUGAACGUAAUAGUUGCUCAACUUGUCGGAGAUAGCGAUCCUGAGUUGGGCGGUGCAGUCCAGUUGGCUGGUGUGCUACGUUUACUUCUGGAUCCGGAGAACAUGUUGGCUUCUGUUAACAAAUCAGAAAAGACUGAUUUCUUAAAUUACUUUUACAAGAAUAGUAUUGGUACUCUAAUAGCGCCUCUCCUAGCAAACACAAUCGGAGAACGACCUGCGAGAGAGGAUUAUAGAACAGUACAACUUUUGGGAUUGAUCUUAGAACUGUUAUCAUUCUGUGUGGAACAUCACACAUACCAUAUUAAGAACUGCAUAUUGAACAAAGAUUUACUUAGAAGAAUAUUGGUUUUAAUGAAGUCAACACACACAUUUUUAGUACUAUGUGCAUUAAGGUUUAUGAGGAAGAUUAUAGCUCUAAAGGACGAGUUUUAUAAUAGAUAUAUAAUUAAGGGUAAUUUAUUUGCCCCUGUAUUCGAUGCAUUUGUAAGAAACAAUGGUAGAUAUAAUCUUCUGGACUCUGCUAUAUUGGAAAUGUUUGAGUUUAUCAAAUUGGAGGAUAUCAAGUCACUAUGUUCACAUGUCGUUGAAAACUUCUCAAAGGAACUGGAAGCAAUUGAUUAUGUACAAACAUUUAAGGCAUUGAAGUUAAGGUACGAACAACAUCAAGACAAAUUGAAAGAUCGUGAUAGAGCCACAAUUGACAGUGUUCCAUCAAUUUUGCGGAAUAGUCGCUAUCGAAGAGAUCAGAGGCAGCUAGAUGAGGAGGAAGAACUAUGGUUUAACGAAGAAGAGGAGUAUGAUGAGGGUGAGGCGGUGGUACCCGCGAUAGCAGAAGAUGUUGUACCUGCGGUUUCUGCUAAGAAACAAUCGUCAUCUUCAAAUUUUGCACUUAAUUCCGCUCUUGCAGAUUCAAAGAGUCAUCAGCAGCAACAGCAACAGCAGUCUGUAUUAAACAACAAUACUUCUAAUAAUAACAUUACCUCGCAACAACCGCAAAUCAAUAAUAGUUCGUCAACAACGAAUGAAUCGCCAAUUGCUUCGGACAUAAAUCCUACUCCGGCUAUCGGGACUGUGGAAAAAACAGGAACUGCAUUAUUUAAAAAGGGAUUGGUUGAUUAUGAAGGAGAUUCAGAUGAGGACGAGGACGAUUCGGAGUCAAGUCCCUCCCCAAAACGACAACGAUUGUCAUAGUAGGCAAACUUGAAAAGAACAAGACAUUUGUGAUUUUUAAUUGCUAUUAUCAUUUCACGACCCUCCUACAUGUAAAAACAAAUCUAUCCCCUCAUUUUUGAAAACACAGAUUGAGCUCUUGGUAAGGAAUGGACACAACAAUAAGUGCUUUUAAAAGAGAUGUGUGGUGGGCACUCAUUCAUAACUCUGUCUGUGUUGACUUGUGUAUAGUAUGCAAAACAUAAAUAGGGUCUGAAUGAAAAGUGAGUAAAUUAUAUCGGUCAAAUGUCAGUAAAACAAAGAAAGAAUGAACUUUCUUUAAUGGAACGAGCAGUGGUUAGUAUUGUGGCAUAAUAUGAUGUAGCACGAUGUACUAUAUAAUGCGUAAAGAAAAGUUACAGAUAUUAAACGAAUCAUAGUCCAUUCCAUUUGUUUGGAAACACCUUGUGUGCACUAGGGAAAAUAAUCUCAUGGAUAAUUAUGAAUAAAGUAAGAAAAUUUGGCUACAAAUAGUCAAAUUUAACUGACUUAUAGAUAUAGGAGUUCUAAGCAUAUGCUUAGAUUCUCAGUAAUACUGCAAUGUCAUAGUUAAACUAUGAUUACAGUAAUUACAAUUAUCUGGUAAGUCUGUUAAAAAGGAACUUACAAUGUGUAUUGUAAGAUCAGAUUCGAAGGAGACAAAGAGUACAUAAUGUACCGCACAAGAACAACCGAGCGCUUUGUUUUGCCAUUUGUACGUUUCUUAUCGCCUAUUGUGCGAUAGAGAGACCUAUGCUUUGAGGGGAUCAGGCACUAUGAAACUUUAUCCAGUUCGACAGAAAUAGUAUUUAGUUUGUAUAUAUAUGUAUAUUUGUAAUGAUUGUAAAACACAAUCACACUUGGAUUAAACAGAAACACACAUAAUUUCUUUAAGAAAUCAGUUCCCUUUAAAAUACUUUCAAUAAGCUUUUCGGUUGUCAAUGUAAGUAGUAGUAACUGUAUAAUAAAUAUUUGAUUUAUGUAUA
Messenger RNA from Nylanderia fulva, 4481 nucleotides. RefSeq names its product serine/threonine-protein phosphatase 4 regulatory subunit 3 flfl (gene flfl). Gene Ontology annotation, biological process: DNA damage response; protein dephosphorylation. Lineage: Eukaryota; Metazoa; Arthropoda; Insecta; Hymenoptera; Formicidae. Gene Ontology annotation, molecular function: protein phosphatase activator activity. The record is from RefSeq and is a predicted model, not a curated record. Gene Ontology annotation, cellular component: nucleoplasm; protein phosphatase 4 complex.